GUGAUCCACGCUGAUGAGUGUGCGAGGUUUAAAAUACACGCCGAACCGCGCUGUACGCUAUAAUUGUCCUUCUUAUGUCAGUAUUUGCUUGUCUGACUGCGAAAUCGUUUAACGUUAUGGGGAAGAUAAUCUUACUUUCGCCGUUCAGUUUUUGUCCAUCACAAAAUGAUUGUGUUUGAUUGCGAGCAUUUUCCAUGGGGUUUGAACUUGACUUCAGGAACUGUUUAAAGAUUUUUUGGUUAUGUGUUUAUUUAAAAUGACCCACUUAUAUAGUAUAGUUAAACAAAAAUUGAAGUACUACAGGCCCCUGUUUUUUUACCUUUGUUUUUUCCUUACCCGUAGGUGGCAACAAUGAACAUUAAAGUUGUAAAACGCGCCAACGUAAAAGGGCAUUGAACAUUACAGUUGAUUGCACGUCGCACCGCUUAACUUUUCAUUAUUUGCAAACACGCUAAUAAAAAGGUGGACUUUUAGAAACCGAAAAAAUGUCAAACUGUGGCGCUUUCCAGGUGCAGUUAGUCUCUAUUAUGGACAUGUUUGUCCAAGAGGCCGUACUGGCGAUGGGUAAGCUGUUUGAUGAGGGUUCUUCGGUCAUUUUGCGUGUGGAGUUAACACGGGGUCUGGAUGCUGACGGUGAAGUUUUAAGGAAGAAAUUACAGACUGAUAGCAAACUACGGACGAUCCGAUUCGCGUCCAUCCUGGAGACUUUGCGUAAUGCUGCCCUGGAGCAAAUAAUACAACUGGUGGAUGAGACGAUGGUGCUGGCGCGUCGCGUGGAGAGGAGGGCGACCCUGCAGGCGCGCGAGGAGGGCGCGCGGGCGGCGGAGGGGAGUCGCUCGCGCAUCUGUGCCGUUUCGCCGGGCGAGAGAAUGUCCUUAGAAGAAGAAGACGACUCGAAAUCUGCUCAGAGGAAUGAGUCCCCAGACAUAAAGGAGGAUCUUUCUGAGGUGCUCUUGACUGGAGAAGCGGGACUCAUUUUCAAGGGCGUCUCUGCUUCCCCGGAAGGCGCAGCAAUCGAAUCUGCUGGCAACGAUGGAAACCGGACGUUUGACGAACAUCGAGACUCCGGAGGUGCCGAUGCUGACGGGAACGUCCCGUUUCCGGAAUCUGGGCUUAGCCCUGAACAGCAGCACCCAACAGGUGUACACCUGGAAGAUGAUUUUGACGUCGAGGAAAAUGACUGCCACCAAAGCAGCGAGUGUUUCGAGGCUCUUGGGAAGACGGGAACAGGAGAGAAACCGUUCCGUUGUAACAGCUGUGAGAAGUGUUUCUUUAAGCUUAGCCACCUGAAAUCGCACCGGCGAAUUCACACGGGAGAAAAACCGUUUUGCUGUCCUCACUGUGGGAAGAACUUCACACAGAAACACAGUCUCACUGAGCAUCAGAGGAUCCACACGGGCGAGAAACCGUACGGCUGUGACCUGUGCGGUAAGAGUUUCAGUAAGGCUGCCCACCUCAAAACUCACCAGAUAAUCCACACAGGAGAGAAACCCUUCAGCUGCUCUAUAUGUGGAAAGAGCUUUACUCUGGCUCAAAACCUAAACAGGCAUCAGCGAAUCCAUACUGGAGAGAAGGCGUUCAGCUGCAUUGUGUGUCAGAGGAGUUUCACACGAGCCGUUACUCUGAAAAUACACAUGCUGAUUCACACGGGACAGAAACCCUUCAGUUGCGUUACCUGCGGGAAGAGUUUCCGCCAAGCGGUCAACCUGAAAAUCCAUCAGCGGAUCCACACAGGACAGAAGCCCUUCAGCUGCUCCAUGUGUGGGAAGAACUUCCGCCAGGCUGUGAACCUUAAGAUCCAUCAGCGCGUUCACACGGGAGAGAAACCGUUCAGCUGCGAAGAUUGCGGAAAGAGUUUCACUCAGCAAAGCAACCUCAGUUUGCACCGGCGAAUUCACACGGGGGAGAAACCAUACAGUUGUGUUAUCUGCAGCAAAAAGUUCAGCAAUGCUUAUAGUCUGAAAUUGCAUCAGCGUAUCCACACGGGGGAGAGACCGUACAGUUGUGACAAGUGCAACAAGACUUUUAGCCAAGGUAGCCAUCUCCGGACACACAAAAGAAUUCAUACGGGCGAGAAAUUGUACAUGUGUGAUAAAUGUGGGAAGAGCUAUUCCGAUCUGAGAAACCUUAGGCUGCACAAGUGUGUUUACUAGUGAAUUUCCAUACAGCAUAUGGAAAUUUUCGCUGUCAUUUUGCAGGCCCAAUUUUUAUUUUGAGAGCAGUUGAAAUCUUUUUAUUUUUUUUUUCCAUUUUUAGAUGAUAUGUUUAAGCCAGAUUUUGGUUGUGCAUUAUUUUUUAGAUUUCAGUGCAUUUUAUAUGCUAACAGACUAUUGAUUAGUAGGAGGAUUCUUUCAUAGCACAUUCCUAAUUUUGGUUUUCGCUUCAUCCAUUUACAGAGCUGGAAACUGCUGUAAUUUCCUUGCUUGGGUACAUUAUGAGACCUGUUCGUGACUCAGCCUACUAGCUACUGCCUGGGUUAUUAACCUUUCAUAUGGUGUCUUUGAGGUAUCUGAUUAUUUUGCACCCCUCUGGUGACUUUCAAAGUCUUUACUUGGCCUACAAGUAAAAUUCAAUAUGUAGGUGGAUUUUUUUUUUGCUUUUUACAGCAAAAUAUUCUGCUCUUCGUAGAUGCUGGUCAUGACGACGCCACGAAGUGGAAACUGGCUGACUGUGUUGUUUUUGUAUGUGUGCUGAACGUGCAGCGAGACAGGAAAUGGGUAGGAACAGGGCCCAGGUCCAGGUGGCUGGUCCUCCACAUUCAACAGCCUCCCAGCAGUCAAUGGCCAAGCAAGAGCCUAUUUCAUACGUUUACCUAAUUAGCUGCUGCAGGGAUUACCGCUGCUAUCGCUAAGUGGCUAAAUCAUUGCCGCAGUUCUGCUUAAGGAAGCAAGGCCGUGAAUAACCUGACUGGGAGAUCUUAGCUUUUAAGUUAAGAUCUUUGUCAUGCUGCACAGUUAACAUGCUUAUGAGCCUCAUUGUGCUGGGAUGUAUGUGUUCUUGGGUUAUAAUGACCUCUUUCCGGUUGACAGCAAGAUUCAGCAACGUUUUUGCAUCACUUCGACCAGUGGGAGUUCAGAAUAGUGCAGAUUUUAUUUUUUUUUUGUAUAUAUGAACCCCUAUGGGAUGUGUUUUUAACUUGGCUUAAAGACAACAUGAAUUACUUAAAUUGUCUUCGUAUGUCUGAAAUGUUCAGAGAAGUUCACUUUGCAAGUCCCUUGCAUAAAAUAAAAUGUACCAUCCAAGUUGGCUGGUCAUUCAAGAA
Messenger RNA from Brienomyrus brachyistius, 3262 nucleotides. RefSeq lists its product as uncharacterized. NCBI's taxonomy places the organism in Eukaryota, Metazoa, Chordata, Actinopteri, Osteoglossiformes, Mormyridae. The transcript is spliced from 5 exons. Gene Ontology annotation, cellular component: nucleus. The record is from RefSeq and is a predicted model, not a curated record. Gene Ontology annotation, biological process: regulation of transcription by RNA polymerase II. The coding region runs from base 486 to 2153 and encodes 555 amino acids. Gene Ontology annotation, molecular function: RNA polymerase II cis-regulatory region sequence-specific DNA binding; DNA-binding transcription activator activity, RNA polymerase II-specific.